AUGCCCCAACUCUCCGGGGGAGGUGGCGGCGGCGGGGGGGACCCGGAACUCUGCGCCACGGACGAGAUGAUCCCCUUCAAGGACGAGGGCGAUCCCCAGAAGGAGAAGAUCUUCGCCGAGAUUAGUCACCCCGAAGAGGAAGGUGACUUAGCCGACAUCAAGUCCUCCUUAGUUAAUGAGUCUGAAAUCAUCCCGGCCAGCAACGGACACGAGGUGGCCAGACAAGCACAAACCUCCCAGGAGUCCUACCACGACAAGGCCAGAGAACAUCCUGAUGACGGAAAGCAUCCAGAUGGAGGCCUGUACAAUAAGGGACCCUCCUACUCGAGUUAUUCUGGGUACAUAAUGAUGCCAAAUAUGAAUAACGACCCAUACAUGUCAAAUGGAUCUCUUUCUCCACCCAUCCCGAGAACAUCAAAUAAAGUUCCCGUGGUGCAGCCAUCCCACGCAGUCCAUCCUCUCACCCCCCUCAUCACUUACAGCGAUGAGCACUUUUCUCCAGGAUCACACCCAUCACACAUCCCAUCAGAUGUCAACUCCAAACAAGGCAUGUCCAGACAUCCUCCGGCCCCUGAUAUCCCUACCUUUUAUCCCCUGUCUCCGGGUGGUGUUGGACAGAUCACCCCACCUUUAGGCUGGCAAGGUCAGCCUGUAUAUCCCAUCACGGGUGGAUUCAGGCAACCCUACCCAUCCUCACUGUCAGUCGACACUUCCAUGUCCAGGUUUUCCCAUCAUAUGAUUCCUGGUCCUCCUGGUCCCCACACAACUGGCAUCCCUCAUCCAGCUAUUGUAACACCUCAGGUCAAGCAGGAACAUCCCCACACUGACAGUGACCUAAUGCACGUGAAGCCUCAGCAUGAACAGAGAAAGGAGCAGGAGCCAAAAAGACCUCACAUUAAGAAGCCUCUGAAUGCUUUUAUGUUAUACAUGAAAGAAAUGAGAGCAAAUGUCGUAGCUGAGUGUACUCUCAAGGAAAGUGCAGCUAUCAACCAGAUUCUAGGCAGAAGGUGGCAUGCCCUCUCCCGUGAAGAGCAGGCUAAAUAUUAUGAAUUAGCUCGGAAAGAAAGACAGCUACAUAUGCAGCUUUAUCCAGGCUGGUCUGCAAGAGACAAUUAUGGUAAGAAAAAGAAAAGGAAGAGAGAGAAACUACAGGAAUCAACAUCAGGUACAGGUCCAAGAAUGACAGCUGCCUACAUCUGA
This is a messenger RNA of Cynocephalus volans (Philippine flying lemur), 1200 nucleotides long. It is a transcript of the gene LEF1, whose product is annotated as lymphoid enhancer binding factor 1. NCBI's taxonomy places the organism in Eukaryota, Metazoa, Chordata, Mammalia, Dermoptera, Cynocephalidae. The record is from RefSeq and is a predicted model, not a curated record. Gene Ontology annotation, biological process: canonical Wnt signaling pathway; regulation of transcription by RNA polymerase II. Gene Ontology annotation, molecular function: RNA polymerase II cis-regulatory region sequence-specific DNA binding; DNA-binding transcription factor activity, RNA polymerase II-specific. Gene Ontology annotation, cellular component: beta-catenin-TCF complex; chromatin. The coding region runs from base 1 to 1200 and encodes 399 amino acids. The transcript has 11 exons.